AUGGCGCAGGGGAGCGCCGCCGUGAUCGUGAAGAAGGCCCUCUCGGUCGACGCGCCCGAGUUCGUGACGCCGGCAAACAAAGGGCCCGCGGCGGCCGACGCCGGCGGCAAUGAUGCGACCCCGCCGGGAAACGUCCGAACGGGGAGGAGGGGUGCUUACAGGCCUCGAAAGUCGUUGUCUCGGUCGCAAGAAGCUGUAAAAAGAACAGUCUUUGUCAAAUACAUUGACCACACUAUUACUGAGCAGAUCCUGGCUGCACUAUUCUGGUCAUAUGGGACUGUGGUGCAUUGUCGCAUCUGUGGAGACCACUCGAAUGGUCUCAGGUUUGGUUUUGUUGAGUUCCAACGUGAGGAGGAAGCAUACUCUGCAUUAUUACUUAAUGGAAUCAUUGUCGGGAUGAACCCUCUGAGUGUUUCACCUUCAAGGACUGCAAUCUGCCCUAUCAACCCCAGGUUCCUUCCUCAGUCUGAAGCUGAGUGGGAGAUGUGCUCGAGGACUAUCUAUUGCACAAAUAUCAGCAAGAUUGUCCAAAGUAGUGAUCUGAAAGCCUUUUGCGAGGCAUACUUUGGCAAGGUUUGCCGCCUCAAGCUUCUGGAUAAUGACAGGCCCUCGACAAACUUAGCUUUCAUUGAGUUUGCUGAGGUUGAUGCUGCUAUUGCUGCUCUGGGGUGUGACGGCAUUUUCGCUGGUGGUCACCGAAUCAGGAUAUGCCCAUCCAAGACCCCGAUAAGGGGCUACUGCUAUGGGAGAUCGCCUGUGGUGGCAGGGGCGUUGGUGGACACUAACCAAGUUGCACCACCGGAACUGUUGCCAGUGAAUGGUGGCUCCACCAUGGUUUCUUGAUCCGGUAAUCUACUAAUCAUCAGUUGCAUGUGGCUGACUCAUGUUAUAUUACAUGGGUGUCAUGUAAACUCUCCAGAUUGUUGGGUAUGCUGUGCUUGUUUGUGACUGCAUAUAUUGUAUGUAUGAUUGAGCC
Panicum virgatum (switchgrass) is the source of this 976-nucleotide messenger RNA. Its product is annotated as polyadenylate-binding protein-interacting protein 8-like. Gene Ontology annotation, molecular function: RNA binding. The record is from RefSeq and is a predicted model, not a curated record. Bases 1 to 843 code for a protein of 280 amino acids. NCBI's taxonomy places the organism in Eukaryota, Viridiplantae, Streptophyta, Magnoliopsida, Poales, Poaceae. The transcript has 11 exons.